AUAACCCAAUUGAUUCACAGGGUAUAAUAAAUCUUACUGGACAAAUUAACGAUUUCACUUGAUGUUUUGGCAUUUCUUAUUCUAAAAACUAUCUGAAAAUGAAAAAAAGUUUAAAAAAAAGAAACAGUUUAUUUCCCUAAAAAUUUUUUUUUCACAAGCCUUUCUUGUUUUGUGGAAUGCCUAAUCACCGUAAAAUAAAGAUUUUCAAACAUUUGGAAAAAAACAUACCAAACCAAGAGACGUGAACCAGUGAAAUGUCCAUCUUCCAUUCAAAUUGUAUACAUAUAUUAAUUAUUUCUGAUGAUUUUACUUGAUUUGAAGAUUUUCAAGCAAUGUUUCAGUGGAUGAUUAAUUUGUUAUUCAAUGAAAAAUUCGUACUGUUUGGCAUAUUUGUCUCAAUUUUAUUGACACCUGUAAUUGGAUUGGAGUGUGCAAAAAAGAAAAAGAAAGAAUCAAAGAAGAGGAAAAAGACGCAAAAAGAAGAAGAUUGUGAUUCGGAAUCUAUAAAACAAAAAAAGAAAAAAGCUCGAGUUAAGAAAAAGGAAGUUAGGAAAAGUAAAAAGGAUGUUGAAGACGAUGAGGAUGAUUCAAACUCAAAAUCUGCAAAAAAGAAAGCUGUUAAAGUCGCAAAGAAACCUGAAGAAAAACGUCUUGAAAAUAAACCAAUGAAUACAGGAAUGCCUCAGCAAAUGAACCCGGAGCCUCGAAUUUACUUGCCACCUCCUCAAUAUGCUCGUCCCAUACAUCCUGGGUAUCAAAUGCCACUGGAGCCAACAGAGGAUACAGACACAAUCAAACAAGUUGAACAAUUUCAUGAUGUUCCGAAUUUUUAAUAAAAUGUGGAUUUU
Caenorhabditis elegans is the source of this 848-nucleotide messenger RNA. RefSeq lists its product as uncharacterized. The record is from RefSeq and is marked reviewed. The transcript has 5 exons. Bases 333 to 833 code for a protein of 166 amino acids. NCBI's taxonomy places the organism in Eukaryota, Metazoa, Nematoda, Chromadorea, Rhabditida, Rhabditidae.